Messenger RNA from Lodderomyces elongisporus, 1089 nucleotides. It is a transcript of the gene ESF2, whose product is annotated as RNA-binding ATPase activator. NCBI's taxonomy places the organism in Eukaryota, Fungi, Ascomycota, Pichiomycetes, Serinales, Debaryomycetaceae. Gene Ontology annotation, molecular function: RNA binding. The record is from RefSeq and is a predicted model, not a curated record. The coding region runs from base 1 to 1089 and encodes 362 amino acids. The transcript has a single exon. Gene Ontology annotation, cellular component: nucleolus. Gene Ontology annotation, biological process: endonucleolytic cleavage in 5'-ETS of tricistronic rRNA transcript (SSU-rRNA, 5.8S rRNA, LSU-rRNA); small-subunit processome assembly; endonucleolytic cleavage in ITS1 to separate SSU-rRNA from 5.8S rRNA and LSU-rRNA from tricistronic rRNA transcript (SSU-rRNA, 5.8S rRNA, LSU-rRNA).
AUGGGCUCCAAAAACCUCAAAGUUCAGGAUAACCACGACAGUGAUUUCGAGUCUGAGGACGAAGUAACUGGUUUUCAAAAUGUUCUCGCAGUAAAACCAAAAACUCAGAGCAAAAGUGUUUCAAGAAGUGAUGGAAAUGAUGAUGAUGAUGAUGAUGAUGAAGAAGAAGAAGAAGUUGGAGGAGAAGAAGAAGAUGAUGAUGAUGACGAUGACGAAGAAGAUAUAGAAAAUGAUGUGGAGAAAUUUAAAGACUUGCAUAACAGACCCGAAUCUAAACACCUGCAAGCAGAUUCAGGAAAAGAGGAGAAUAACAUCCAUGAUUCCGAAGAAAAUACCGAGUUCCACGAUGAGAAUUUAAAUUCUUCACUGGAAAAAAUCCAUCGUGGUAGGGAUAAGAGCAAAAGCAAGAAAUUGAAAAACCUUUCGGCAAAAGAACUAGAAAAAGAACAAAAACGAAUAAAGAGGACCGGUGUAUGCUACAUAUCUCAAAUCCCACCCUACAUGAAACCGCAGAAAUUGCGUUCCAUCUUGACAAGGUUUGGUCCCGUUGAUCGUUUGUUUUUGAAACCCGAGGACCCAUCAGCAUACCACAAGAGAGUGAAAUACGGAGGAAACAAGAAGAAGAAGUUUACAGAAGGUUGGAUUGAGUUUGUGAGUAAAAAAGAUGCAAAGCUUUGUGCAGCAACUCUUAAUGGGAACAAAUUGGGAGGUAAGAAAACAUCAUACUACUACGACGAUGUGAUGAAUAUCAAGUAUUUAAAAGGCUUCAAGUGGCUUGACCUCACCCAACAAAUGGCCCAAGAAAAUGAAGCAAGACAAGCAAGACUAGCAUUGGAGAUUUCGCAACAAAACAAAUUCAACAAGACAUUUGUGAAUAACGUUGAAAAGGCAAAACUCAUUUCAAACAUCCAAAAGAAGCGAGGGACAUCCAGUGAAGGCUCUAGCAAGGGAGAAGGUGUAGAGGAAGAGUUGAGACGAAAUUUUAAACAGAGAAAAGUCACUAGUAUACGCAGUGAUGCAGAUGCUGAGCUUAAAAAAGGCGCCGCUCCCAAUGAGAAAUUGAACCAAGUGCUCUCUAAAGUUUUAUAG